AUGUCCUUGCUCUCGUUGUUAACGCAAUCGAAGCUGACGAUACUGACGGACACAGUUCAGUUGUUCGAUAAAGAGAAUGACUUCGACUUGCAGUUUGCGAAGGCAGCUAAUCCGAGCCAAGAUCGAAGCAAGCGAACUGACAAUUCCUUACAAAUAUGGAUAUUAGAAACGAAAGGAGUUCAGGUCAAGAAAAGGUAUUUUUGUGAGCUUUGCCUCGAUAAAACCCUUUAUGCAAGAACGUCUUCAAAGCAGAAAGUCGACAUGUGUUUCUGGGGAGAAAACUUUGAAUUCAGCAAUCUUCCUGGUAUGAGCACGGUGAACAUCAAUCUGUACAGAGAGGCAGACAAGAAGAAGAAGAAGGAGAAGAAUUCUCUUAUCGGUGUGGUCAGCAUACCCGUGGACACGAUCAACAGUCGCACGUUUACAGAGAAAUGGUAUCCUGUGACGUGCUUGGGGAUGGUGAAGCCGGGAAAGUCGGAGACGGUCGGGAUACGCCUCAAGCUUCGCUACCAGUCAGUCAACAUUCUGCCUCUAGAAUAUUACCAGGAUCUCAUUACGUACAUAUCAGCAGAGUACAAGCACUUGUGUGAGAUGCUGGAGCCAGUGAUAAGUGUGAAGGCCAAGGAAGACCUAGCUACCAAGAUGGUUCAUAUAAUGCAGAAGCGCGGCAAGGCGAAGGAGUUUCUCUGUGAUAUUGUUAUGGCUGAUGUUGACCGGUUAGAGCACGAGAACUUGACGUUCCGGGGCAACUCGAUAGCAACCAAAGCGAUGGAGGCGUACAUGAAGCUAGUCGGUGAGAAGUACCUGCAAGACACACUGUCUGAGUUCAUCAAGACGGUGCUGGAUGCGCAGGAUGACUGCGAGGUCGACCCCACGAAGGUGGCCAACAAUAGCAGUUUGGCAAAGCAUCAAGCCAGCUUGACAAUGUAUUGUGAGAUGGUGUGGUGUAAGAUCAUCAACUCAGGCUGUUAUUUUCCCAGUGAACUGAAAGCCGUGUUCGGCAUGAUUCGCGAGAAGCUCGUGGCGCGCGAGCAAGAAGACAUCGCCGACAACCUUAUCUCCAGCUGCAUCUUCCUGCGGUUCCUGUGUCCAGCGAUCCUCGCCCCUAGCCUAUUUGGCUUGACGCAAGAGUUCCCACAGGACCGGGCGGCACGGAAUCUCACGAUGACUGCCAAAACUAUCCAAAAUUUGGCAAAUUUUAACAGGUUUGGAAGUAAGGAGGAGUUCAUGAAAUUCAUGAACGAUUUUGUGGAGCAUCAAUGGGGCAACAUGAAAAGCUUCCUGCGACAAAUAUCAACCACAUCCAAAGACGAUAGCAAUUAUCUGGAGUAUGAUGGCUACAUUGACCUUGGGAAAGAACUCUCCAUACUGCACACUGUCCUCAGUGAAAGCCUACGCAAAGUGAAUAAGGGGCCCUGUCCCACACAGCUCGUGAAGCUGCACGAGAUUCUACUCAACAUCUCCGAGGACCAAAAAAACCCGACGGGCAGCGGCAGCAGGCAGCGCGCGGCCCCUAACAAGAAGUACACGGACGCGAGUCUGUCGAGCACCAGUGACCUAACGAUGGUGUCCGCGCCGUGCAAGACGUCGACUCUCGGCCGCGGGGCGACGACGAAACCCAAGUUGCGCAGCGCGAGGCGCGCCAACUUUGAUCUGAGCUCGAGCAGCGACGAGUACAGCACGCUGGAGAGCAAUCGCGAUCGCACCGAGCAGCUGCGCAAGCGCCUGCUCAACGGCGUCGGCAACGGCGACUACAUGGACAUCAUCAGCAUCAUGGACGAGAUGCAGGACGAGCACAACACAUCGGGCGAGAUGGACGCGGGCCAGAGCACCCGCUGCGGCGGCAGCGGCGGCGGCAGUAACAACAUGCAGGGCAGUCAGAUGAGCAUCAGCCAGCUGUCGAACGUGACGUCGUCCGGUUACCAGUCGUUCGCGCUCAGCCAGUCAAGCUCGCCGACUGAUGCGGCGGCGCGCGAGUCGGUCGCGAGCUCGCCGCCGGCAGCGCGACCCGCGCCGCUCUCGUUCGCCAACCCGCUCUACCACUGCCCGAUCAGCCCCGUGAAGCGGCUCAGCCUCGUUGCCGGCGGCAACGACCGCCGCACGUCGCGCUCCUCCAGCUGCAGCUCUGUGAGCGCUAACGUCAGCGACGACGACGAUGACGACGACGACGCUGACGAUGGCACGGUGCUGCACGCGCACCCGCUGCGUAAACUCUCACGCGAGGAGUCGUGCUCGGACGAGAGCGCGUCCGUGGCUCUGCCCGUGGCAACGCGGCGGCGCGACGCGACGCACGCGAACACGCUGCCUGCGGGAGCGGCCGCUCGCUCGCUCUCGGACGCCUGCGACAAUGCGCGGUCGCCGCACACGUGGGCGGCGGCGAGCCCGCAGCUUGGAGGCGGGUCGGACUCCUCGCUGCUUGUCGAAAAUCGCGCGUACUGGACGUUAGAGUCGGUGCACGCGAAUCGGCCGCGGCCGAAGCCGAGGAAGAGUGCCUCGCAGGAACCUGAGCCGACCGAACACACAGAGAAAAAGCAGUUGAUUGAGCAGGUGUCGCUGCUGCAGGAGCAGCUCCAGCAGAUGCAGCUACAACUGGGCGAGGCUGAGCAGCGGCUGUCCGAGCAGAACAAGCAGGCGCAGGAGGAGGUGCACGAGUGGAAGAGCCGCUACGAGGAGGGCGAGAUGCUGCUCAGUGAGCAGCAGGAGGAGAAGGAUCAGCAGAUGAAGAACAUCAUCGCGAGGUUGAUCGGUGUCGAGGAGGAACUACGCAAGGAGCAGCAGGAGAUGCAGAACGUCGUCGUCGUGAAGCAGAAGAUCAUCGACGCGCAGGAGCGGCGCAUACAGUCGCUCGACAGCGCAAACAACCGCCUGCUGGCCGCGCUCACGCAGCUCAAGGAUCGCUACCACAACUCCGAGAACCUGGCGCCGCCGCCGCCGCCGCUGUCUCCCGGCAUGCACCACGUGUCCGCGGACAACGCCGCGUUCCGUAGCAGCUCCUGUUAG
This is a messenger RNA of Priapulus caudatus, 3000 nucleotides long. Its product is annotated as ras GTPase-activating protein nGAP-like. NCBI's taxonomy places the organism in Eukaryota, Metazoa, Priapulida, Priapulimorpha, Priapulimorphida, Priapulidae. The record is from RefSeq and is a predicted model, not a curated record. Gene Ontology annotation, biological process: regulation of GTPase activity. The transcript is spliced from 15 exons. The coding region runs from base 1 to 3000 and encodes 999 amino acids.